This is a messenger RNA of Nanorana parkeri, 1125 nucleotides long. It is a transcript of the gene TOB1, whose product is annotated as transducer of ERBB2, 1. Lineage: Eukaryota; Metazoa; Chordata; Amphibia; Anura; Dicroglossidae. The record is from RefSeq and is a predicted model, not a curated record. Gene Ontology annotation, molecular function: transcription corepressor activity. Bases 112 to 1074 code for a protein of 320 amino acids. The transcript is spliced from 4 exons. Gene Ontology annotation, cellular component: cytoplasm; nucleus. Gene Ontology annotation, biological process: regulation of gene expression.
UAUCCCCGUGUAUGACACUCCGGACACCGAGAGUUCCGACAGCGCUGAGAGGAGGACGGGGGAGGUAGUGACAUCACCGCCUGACGUCCGACGUUCACCGAGAGAUCGGAUAUGCAGCUUGAAAUCCAAGUCGCUCUGAAUUUUAUCAUCUCGUAUCUGUACAACAAACUGCCCCGGAGGCGGGUCAACAUCUUCGGGGAGGAGCUGGAGAGACUUCUGAAGAAGAAAUAUGAAGGCCAUUGGUACCCCGACAAGCCGUACAAGGGCUCGGGCUACAGGUGCAUCCACGUCGGCGAGAAGGUGGAGCCAGUCAUAGAGCAGGCCGCCAACGAGAGCGGAUUGGACAUCGAGGACGUCCGCAGGAACCUCCCCCAUGACCUCAACGUUUGGAUCGAUCCCUCCGAGGUGUCCUAUCAGAUCGGAGAGAAGGGACAAAUCAAAGUGCUUUACGUGGACGACAACAGCGAGAACGUCUCAGAACUGGACAAGGAGAUCAAGAACAGCUUCAACCCCGAGGCCCAGGCCUUCAUGCCCAUCACCGACCAGUCCUCUCCGGUGUCCAGCUCGCCGUCGCCACCGUUCGGCGACUCGGCCGCCGUCAGCCCCAGCUUCAUGCCCAGGGCCUCGCAGCCUUUAACGUUCACCACCGCAACUUUCGCCGCCACCAAGUUCGGCUCCACCAAAAUGAAGAGCAACACCCGCAACAAGAUCGCGCGCUCCUCCCCCACGCAGUUCGGCUUCAGCGUCAAUAACUUGUUAAAGCAGAACGCGUUGUCGUCCUCCAUGCACUCUCUGUACGGCCUCGGCCUCACAAACCUCCAGCAGAAGACGUCUGCCCUCUCUCCCAACGCCAAGGAGUUCCUGCUCCCCGAGGUCCCGGAUCAAGGACGGUUCGGCAUGAGCUGCCCCGCCGACAAUGCACUCGGCCCCAGCCCCUUCCCCUACAGCAACGCCUUCGACGUCUUCACGACGUACGGCGGCCUCAACGACAAGUCGCUGGUGGACGGCUUGAACUUCAACCUCAACAACGUGCAGUAUUCUAAUCAGCAAUUCCAGCCGGUUAUGGCCAACUGAACUGUCCUUCAAGUAUUGAUCGAGCUGCACGGGGGGGUCCUCUUCCCUCAG